AUGGCUGCUGACGAGUCGAAAGUGUACUACAAAAAGCAAGCUAAGUACCAUGAUAAACGAAACAUUCUCAACAAGUCAUACUUGGUCGAGCCAAUCAUACGUCAUCGAAUACACGAUUCCAAAUUUUACAAACAACACCUUUAUUUGGCAAAUGAAUCCACGAUACUCCCAAUAAUAACCAAGCAUGUACACUACAUAUCGGGUGUUGACUCCAUGGGAAGGCCCAGUCCAUUUUUGCAAUGUCUUUUGCGCAUGUUGGAGUUGGAGCCUUCUAAAGAAAUUAUCAAAGUGUACCUGGAUCAAUUAUCGUACAAUGAAUUCAAAUACUUGACAGCAUUGACUCUACUAUAUAUACGAUUGGUUUACACGAGUGAGGAGAUCUACAACAUCUUUGACCAACAUGCUCAAGACUACCGCAAGUUGAGAAUCAAGUUGAAAACUCCUCAAUUCGAUUCGAUGCAGCAACCGAUACACUACAAACUU
Messenger RNA from Lodderomyces theae, 483 nucleotides. RefSeq names its product U4/U6-U5 snRNP complex subunit (gene FGR16). The record is from RefSeq and is a predicted model, not a curated record. Gene Ontology annotation, cellular component: precatalytic spliceosome. The annotation marks the transcript as partial. The transcript has a single exon. Lineage: Eukaryota; Fungi; Ascomycota; Pichiomycetes; Serinales; Debaryomycetaceae.